Trypanosoma conorhini is the source of this 1941-nucleotide messenger RNA. RefSeq lists its product as uncharacterized. The transcript has a single exon. NCBI's taxonomy places the organism in Eukaryota, Euglenozoa, Kinetoplastea, Trypanosomatida, Trypanosomatidae. Bases 1 to 1941 code for a protein of 646 amino acids. The record is from RefSeq and is a predicted model, not a curated record.
AUGCACGGGGCUUCGGGCACCUCCGACACUGACCAGUCGCUGACGGCGGAGAGCCCGCAAGAGACGUCGCCACGGUCGUUCAAAACGACGAGCGACGAGGAGAACGAUGCAUUUAGAACUUGCAUGAGCGGUGGCACGGAGGAUGCCUCUGGCUCCCCCCUCAGCAGCCGCCGGACGAUAUCCAAAAAAUUGAACUUGGGCGCCUUCUACGGUGGUGUGCGGUUUCGUGCGGGGAGUGAAGCCGCAGACCGGACAAGCGAGGAGAGUGGACGAAGGAGUGACGUGCGGGGCCUCCUCAGUAUAAUCUACAGCGAGCAGGAAAGAGGUUUAUUGCACUGGCACAGACGCUCAAAGGAGCAUGACCACAACCCUGCCCUGAGGGACACGGUGGAGUCGGCGGUCCCCGUCGUUUCCGCCCCUCCAGGCACGCCGCUUAAGAAGCGCAAAGACGCGCACGAGUCAAGUGAGUGGGCCUCCACGCACUACACGGCGUUGGAGCAAUUACGACUAGAGCUGGAAGACCGCCUGCGCACGGAUACGCACUUCCGACCGGAGUUGCGAGAGGUGGCGCAGAAGAAGGAAGAAGCGAUAGACAAAACUAUAGAAACACAAGAAGAAGAAGAUGAGGAAGGUGACCAGCGGCAAUUGCAGGCGAUGGCUAGAGAGCUGCGACGCCCAGGUGAACCCAUUGACGCAUGUCCCGUGCCGAAGGUGCAUGUUGCAGCCAUGCCAGACGCCGCUGACCCCAGGCAGCGGAAUGGGCCAACCAUAGACCUUUCUGAUAUCCGUGACGCCUCCUACGAUGAAUCUUUUGAGGCGACGCGGCGGGCGGAGGAGCGAACACGAGAGAGACGACAGCGAACGGAGGCGGAGGUGCGGAAUAGGGAGCUCUUAGAGUGCACUUUCCACCCACAGGUCUCCCCAAACUCUGCUAUGCUCUUCCAAAAGGCGUCACAGGACAAGGGCAACGUGUUUGAACGGCUGUAUCCGCAAGGGCUGCAGGAGCAGGCUGACAGAGUACGUGAUGCUCGUCUGCUGGGGGAGAUGGAGUCACUCGAAAGGGAGGAAAGGGAAUCUCUUCGUGAACGCUGCGGCGGGGUGACUUCCACGUGCACAGUGGAAGACACCUUUGAGUUGUUUCUCCACAACGUGCUUGGGUCAAGACGGGGUCACAAGUCCAGUUGCAUAGAAACGGACUACCAAUCGCCGCUGUCCCAAAAGAUGCGGGCGGAUGCUGCUGUGGGUAAUGCAGACAGCUCUGGAGUAGCGAAAACCGUCUCUCGGGACGAACGACGAUACCGCAUGGCCUGCUUUGACGAGUUUCUCCAGCGUCAAAAUGAGCACCACCGCAACCGGUUUCGUAGUGUGCAGCAUUUGGUAAAGACGUUGACGCCGUCUUUCAAGCCUGUGAUUACUGAGCACAGCUUGCAGCUCGCAAAGAAGUUAAUCGCUCGUAGUUCCAUCUCACCGCCGGAUUCCAAUAACGUGUCUGUGCUUGCUUCAGCUGUGAAGAAGCAUCACUCUCAUUACGUUGACCCGUGCACCUUUAAACCGAAGAUUACUGCGGUCUCCAGUGCCAUGGCGCCCCGUGGCGUGGAAGAGAUGGCGAAGGACAGUAUGCGCCUGCGUGAGCGGCAGAGGACGAAGCAGGAAAAGGCGGCGGCGGCGGAGGUGAAUUACCCGUUUCGUCCCACCCUCAAUGAUGCUCGCAAUACACGUGUUGAGUCCCUCUUGACUUCAAAGAACUACCCACGCUACGAGGAGUGCCUCAAGCGGCGGAAGGAGCAGAGGGCGAAGCUGAAGAGGGAACAGGAGGCUCUAAAGGAGCGUGACGAGCUGGAGCGAAGCACAUUUCAUCCACAAACAACUCGUAAGCCUGCGUAUGUGACACGAAUGGCCUCCAGCUUCGCUCUUGUCCGGCAGCAGUACGGGGAACUUUGA